AUGGUAACUGAUGAACUGGGACCAGUGGCUGAUGAUUCAUUAUUUGAAUUAUGUGAUUGUCUACUACAUUGUAAUAAUUCUUUUUUAAAACAAAGAAAUUUAAAAGGAUACAUUCCAUAUGCAUCAGUAUAUGAUUCAUUGGAAGAAGUUCGCAAAAGAGGUUAUUUUAUUCCAGGAAAACCUGUUGUAGCUAAAAUAAUUGAUGUUAGUAAAGAUGAACAAAGUCAUGUUCAUGUUAUUAAUGCUUUUCUAUAUACAAUACAAUUAACUCAUGGAAAAUAUGUUUGGACUGUCACAAAACGAUUUAGCGACUUUCUGAAUCUCCAUCGAAGGCUUAUGGCUCAUCGUGCUGUUGAAAAAGUUAAACAACCCAUUUUUAGUAAAUCAUCAAAAUUUGAAGAUGUUUUAAAAAUUGUUGCUGCAAAUAAUUACCAUCGUCAUGAUUGUCCAUUAUAUCGAUUAUUUGAUGAACAAACAAAUAACAUUCAAACAUUAAGUUAUACUAAUGAUAAUAUAACUGAUAAACCAAAAAAAAAAGUAGAUAUUGAAGGUGAUAUUAAAACUCCUACAUUAGCAACACCAGAAAAUUUAGAUUCACCAGAAAUUGCUAAAAUUUUAGUUAAUUCAAAUUUUUCUUUACCAAAAAUGCCUAAAAUUCCUGAGAUUGCAUUAUCUGAGGAAAGUGUAGAAGAAAGAAGAAUUCAACUUGAAAAAUGGAUUCAAGCAGUUUUAGCAACACCUAUUAAUAGAAAUUAUCAUGAGACAGCAGAAUUUUUAGAAGUUUCAAGAUAUUCAUUUAUUAAUCAAAUGGGAAAAUAUAAAGAAGGUGAAAUGAGAAAAAGACCAGGUGGUGCAAGAGUUUUUUUAGGAUGGAAACAAACAUGUGUAAGAUAUUUUCUUAGAUGGUCUCAUAGAUGGCUUAUAUUAAAAGAUACAUAUGUUUGUUAUAUGCAUCCUGGUAGUAGUAAAAUACGAUUAGUUUUAUUAAUUGACAAUUCAUUUAGUAUAAAUUGUCCAUAUCUUGAAAUUGCUUAUAAACCAAAAGAUCUUGUUAUAUCAAAUAAACAACAUAUACUUCAUAUGAAAUGUAGUUCUGUUGAUGAAGUUGAAUAUUGGAAAUCAGAAAUUAGAAAAAUAAUGGAAAAUUCUGGAAAAAUUUGGCUUGAACGUCAUCCUCAUCAAUCAUCAUAUCCAAUAAGAAACGAUUGUUAUUCUAAAUGGUUUGUUGAUGGUAAAGAAUAUUGGGAGUAUGCUGCUGAUAUGAUUGAAUUAGCUCAAGAAGAAAUUUUUAUAGCUGAUUGGUGGUUAUGUCCACAUAUAUAUAUGAAACGUCCAAUGAAUGAAGGUAAUAAAUGGAGAUUAGAUAUUUUAUUAAAAAGAAAAGCUGAACAAGGAGUAAAAAUAUUUAUUUUAAUUUAUAAAGAAAUGGAAAUGGCUUUAAAUUUAAAUUCAUUAUGGAUGAAAAAAACAAUGCAAGCACUUCAUCCUAAUAUAAUGGUAAUGCGUCAUCCAGAUCAUUAUCCAGGAACUGGAACAUUUUUCUGGGCUCAUCAUGAAAAAUUACUUGUAAUAGAUCAAAUAAUAGCUUUUGUUGGUGGUUUAGAUUUAUGUUAUGGUCGAUGGGAUGAUAACGUUCAUAGAUUAACAGAUUUAGGUUCUAUUCAAAUGCCUACAUAUGGUACUAUUAAUAGUAAUAUUGAUUGUAAUUUAAUAUCCGGAAUGAGACAAGUAGCUGGAUUGUCAGCAUCAUUAUGUCCAUCUGGUAAAACAUGUGAAAAAAAUGAAGAUUUUGUAGACGAAAAUACUAAUCAAAUUGAAUCAGAAGAUGAUGUAAAGGAUGAUGAUAAUGAUAAUAUAAAAAAAGAUGGAAAAUCAAAAUUAUUACAUAAAAAAAGUAGUAGAAUGGCUGCUAUAGUCACUAAAUUUAAACCAUCAAGAAAAAAUAAAAAAAGGCAUUCAUUUCCUGGUAAACCACAAGUUAAUUCACAUGUUGAUGUUAAAAUGAAUGAUGCAUCAGGAAAACAAGAAUUAAGUGUAACAAUAAAAGAUGAAGGAAAAUAUAAAAUAGAAAUUGAUUAUGAUAAUAAAAAUAGAAAAUCUAAAAGUUUUUCUAGAUCUAGAUCAAAAAGUCCAAUGGAAAAUGAUGAUAGUCGUGAUAUUCAAAAAUUUGAUGGUAAAGAAGAUGAUGAACAAAGAACACUUACGGGAGAAAAAAAAGUAUGGGGUAAAGUAACAAGAAAUAUAAAAGAUCAAACACGUUCAAAAGUUGGAAAAAUUGUUUCACAUUGGGGAACAAAUAAAAUGAAAAAUAGAUGGAGAGAUGUAUUAAAUGAAGAUAGUACAUUAGGUCAAUAUGAACUUAAUUGGAUUAAAUUAAAAUCAUCAAAUGAAGAAAAUAAUAGAAAUCUUCAAGGUGGUGGUAAAUUAUGGCCUGGAAAAGAUUAUGUUAAUUAUAAUAAAAAAGAUUUUAUUGAAGUAGAAGAACCAUUUAAAGAUUUUGUUGAUAGAAGAAAAGUUCCACGUAUGCCUUGGCAUGAUAUUCAUUCUGUUACUUUUGGAACUGCAGCAAGAGAUGUUGCUAGACAUUUUAUUCAACGAUGGAAUGCAACAAAAACUGAGAAACUUAAAGAUGAAAAAAAAUAUCCAUAUAUUUUACCUAAAUCAUAUGAUUCUGUAAGAAUUCCAAGAAUAUUUUUACCUAUAAGUAUUCCAACAUCAGUUCAAGUAUUAAGAUCAGCUGCAACAUGGUCUGCUCUGGUAAGUGAAACAGAAGAAAGUAUUCAAAACGCUUAUAUUGAAUUAAUAAAUACUGCAAAACAUUAUAUUUAUAUAGAAAAUCAAUUUUUUGUAUCAAUGGUUAAUAGUACAGAUGUGUUAAAUAAGAUUUGUAAAGCACUUGUUGAUCGUAUUACAUUAGCACAUGAAAAUAAAGAAACAUUCCGUGUUUAUAUAUUAAUACCACUUUUACCUGGUUUUGAAGGAGAAUUAUCAAGUAAUGCAUCACCAACCUCACUUCAUACUGUAUUACAUUGGACAAUGGUUUCAAUUGAUAAUUCUGAAAUGUCAUUAUAUCAUUGUCUAAGAAAUAGAGCAAUUAAUCCUGAUGAUUAUAUUUCAUUUUGUUCUUUAAGAACACAUUCCGUAUUAUGGGGAAAAAUGAUUAGUGAAUUAGUUUAUAUCCAUUGUAAAUGUAUGAUAAUUGAUGAUGAAAAAGUUAUUAUUGGUAGUGCAAAUAUUAAUGAUAGAUCCCAAGUUGGUAAUAGAGAUUCAGAAGUUUGUUUACUUAUUAUUGAUAAUGAAUAUUCUGAUGGAAAGAUGAAUGGUUUAGAACACAAAUCUGGAUUAUUUGCAAAAUCUUUAAGAGUUCAACUAAUGAGAGAACAUUUAGGAUUACUUAAAGAUUCACCAUCAAAGACAUCACUUUCUAUAGAUCUUGAUGAUCCUACAAGUGAUAAAUUUUGGAAUCAAUGGAAUGAUAUUGCAAAAUCAAAUACAGAAAUUUAUGAAAAAGUAUUUCGUUGUUUUCCAACUAAUAAAGCUGAAACAAUUGAAGAAUUAGAUAAAUGGAAUAUGCAAAUGCCUUUAGCAGAACUUGAUCCUAAAGAAGCUAGUGAAUUACUUAAAAAACUUUCAGGAAAUUUAGUUAUAUUUCCAAGAAAAUUUUUAAGAAGACAAAAUCUUCAACCAGCAAUAACAUCUAAAGAAGGACUUGUUCCAAGUUCUGUUUUUACAUAA
Molecule: messenger RNA, 3735 nt
Organism: Strongyloides ratti
Lineage: Eukaryota; Metazoa; Nematoda; Chromadorea; Rhabditida; Strongyloididae
Product: Phospholipase D
Exons: 3
Coding region: 1-3735 (1244 amino acids)
Biological process (GO): cell motility; phosphatidic acid biosynthetic process; intracellular signal transduction
Molecular function (GO): D-type glycerophospholipase activity; phosphatidylinositol binding
Source: RefSeq, a predicted model, not a curated record